GAUUUCAGUACACUACUUUUUGGACGCCGGUUAUUUUAUUAUGGUGCUCAUGUCCCUUUAAGAAGCGCCGCACCAUUACGUCACUGUGCUUUUGCAGCGUCAGUGCGCGGCGCUCGCGCUCUCAGCAGCGUCAUUCAUCCACCUCCAUCAAAGCAGCAGGGAAAGGGCGCUGCAGGACAUCACUGCUCCAGGUCACCCACAAAUUAAAAAAAACACAGAGAAGUUCACUCAGGUCAUCUGUGAUGGAGGACGAGUCGCGCGCAGAGGAGACACCGGAAACUGUGCAGUUUAGUAACAUUGUGUACUGAGGCAGAUGGUGAAAGACUCCUUGCCUAUGUCUUUCUCAGCUAACAGAAGGCCGUCUGCUGGAACCCGCAGACGGCCUGCUGGUACAGCCAGUAGCCGACAGCCUCACGCACAUGCAGAUUCCUCCAUCAGCAGCACUUGCACAGCAACGUCUUGCAAAGGCGCAGAAAUCAGUAUCAAACCACGAUCACACCCAGCUACACCUCGACGGCAGGCGAAGUACGGAGGCUGUAGUGAGAAUCACGGGAUCCGUCCUCCUGCUCCCGAGCAGUAUCUCACCCCACUACAACAGAAGGAAGUGUGUAUCCGUCACUUGCGCGCCCGGCUGAAGGAAAAUGUGGAGAGAUUGCAGGACAGGGACUCAGAGAUCGGGGAGUUGCGCAUGCAGUUGACACGCAUGCAGGAGGACUGGAUCGAGGAGGAGUGUCAUCGCAUUGAGGCCCAGCUGGCACUGAAAGAAGCUAGAAAAGAGAUCCGGCAGCUCCAGCAGGCCGUGGAAGCCGUCCGAUCCAACCUGAGCCACCAUGACUCGGAUCUGCAUGACUGUAAGUCAGAUGGAGCGAGUGGAGUCAGGCUGCAGUCGCGACCUGGAGCCUCGAGGUCAUGUGGCUGCUCUCCAGCACACACCAUCGGUCGCAGUGCCACCUUUACUAGGCUGAGCAGUGAAACAUUGCCUGGCAUCGACCGCAAUGGAAAUGUUACUUCCGAGCACCGCGUUCACCCCAUUCCCGCCAAUCGAGGGGCUGCGACUUUACCAAGAGGUGAUGGACGCCCUCGUCUCAUCCUGGAGGCGGCCCUUCUAUCUGAGCAGGCCCCACCCACAAUGCUGUGCUCCACCCUUUCACGCUCGCCCACCUAUGAGAAACUGUGUAGUGGGGAGACAGUUGUGCCUGUAGGCCGACCCUGCCAUAUGGUUAACAACAACUGCAGCUGUGCACUGCAUGCCUGCCUCCCUCAUCACCAUCUUUUUUUGCAUCUUCCUCAGCAGGAAGUUCCACCUCCCCUGCCUCCUACUCCACCACCAGCGCCACCUAGUGCAUCUGAGGUGAGCGAUAAGCCCGGAUUCAGAUCGCAAGCCUGCAGCCCGACCAUCACCUGGAUCUCACCAGAGGAAAAGGAGGAAGAGGGUGAAGGUGAAGAACUGAGCGUUAUCACUUUAGCCACAACAGCGCCAGACAUCACUCUUGCUGAACCACAAACAAUUUCAAUGUCUUCCUCCUCCAUAUUGUCUACACAAAAAUCUUACCUCGCUAAGCCUUUACCGCCAGACAACCUCAUUCAGUCACUCUCCUCAAAAACAGCUUCACAAACGAUGUUGACUAUGCCACAAAUCCAGCAGCCCAGUCUUCGGUCGCCUCCAUCACCUGAGCAGCCACCACAGAUCAAAGAAGACGAUGGAGCUGCUGGAGCUACUGAGGAAGAGGAGGGGCAAGAACAAGAUCCAUCCAACUGUCACUGGAGUCGCUACUUCCUUGUUGAUCUGCUAGCCGUGGCGGUCCCGAUUGCACCAACAUUGGCGUGGCUUUGUCGAGGACGGCAGCAUGACGUCAUGCCAGCGUACCACAUGGGCUCCCUGCUGCGCGGCUGUUGCGCCGUAGCACUUCAUUCACUAAGACGUGUUGGCAGCACUCGUAGCCGAGGGCCAUCUGGGACAGAGGACGCGACAACAAUCUAAAUAUCUGCCCUAGACUUAGCCCUGAUGUGUUUCUUUUCAGUCAAAUCCUACAUCAUGUUUAAUAGACAUACUAUUUAAGCUUAGAAUGAACUGAAGCAAAAUAUGUUUGCAACAGGCUUUAUCUAUGGAAGGAGAAAUGUCCCACUACAAUCUGAAUUUCAAAGUUAAACAUUUUUUCCCUAAUUUGGCCAAUGCCUACCCACCAGCCAGUGUUUCCGUUAUACAAAAACUAGCAACUGGCGAUUGUGUCUGAGACACAUGAAGCCAGUCAAUCACAACUCUUCAAACUGCUGCUCCUGCUGUGUCACAUGGAAGCGUAACACUCUUGGCGGAACACGCUAUCUACCCUCUUCCGCAUACAUGAGCUCACAAACGCACAGGAUUGGCUAGUGUCUUUGUGAUUGACAGUAUGCCAUCCCACACACCCAGAGACGCCCAGCCACAGAUGGGUGUGUCAUCGUCAGGAUUUGAAAUUGAGAUCUCCGGAUGAUAGGGUGAACAAUUUUCAGUUACGCCAUUCAGGAGCCCUCACGUUUGAAUUUUUAUCCGAUUCUUAAUUCAGAUAUAAAUGUUAAAAACACUAAUCGGGGGACUUAAGGAACGAUUCCAUCACCACCAUUUCAGGCAACAAGCUAAAUAUGUAGUGGUCUGACAAUUUUAAUCUAAAUUUGAAGAACUGAAUUUGAAAUGGGUUGUGUCAUCAAAAAUUGAAUUUGAAUUUUCCACACCUAAAAUUGAAUGUGAAGCCUUGUACACAAAUUCAAGUCAAAUUGUGGUGGAAUACAAUUUCAAUUUAAUCUAAUUCAACUACAAACCUUUACUUACAAACUCAAACAAAGCCAUUUGUACAUUUUAAAUUCAUAUUAUAGCAGCACAAUUCUCAUUCCAUAUUUAUCCUAUAAAACCUUGAUCCUUUUUAAUUUCAUUGCCAUAGCCUUUGUUUCAGGGCUCUUGCUCUCUUACUCAUUUCCACCAAUUGUCAGGUUUCCUUCUUUCCUCUCAGUGGUUUCUCUCCUCCUCUCCACUCCGUCUGCUCCUGUUCCAGCCUUCGAGUCCGAGAAGAAAGCGCAGAUCCAAAAUGGCAGCUCUCUGCCAAGAACACUAGGAUAUAAACAGUACCUCAUGUCUGAUGUUUAAGUAUGAAACAAGGCUCCUGAAGUGCAGUGUGUAGCAGGUCAUUGGUUUGAUGUUUUUAGCCUGCACCGUAUCUGGCUAUUCCUCAUUCAUAUGAGCGUGUUCAUCCAAGCAUGAAACCCAAUACCACUGUUUUGAUUUGAGGGGAAAAUAAAAAAAGAGGGAGGCUUGUGUAAGAAUGUGCUUGCUUGCUUGGAUGAAAGAAUGCCCUACGGUUUUUAAUAAUGUAGCGUGCUCAUUGUAUGCUCAAGAAAGCUUUUAUUUUUAAUUAUUUGUAUAAUAAGAGGCAAUCUCAGGCUGAAUUCUGACUCUAGAUAUAGAUAAUAUGUGUAAUUUGAAAAAAGCUUUAAAAGUUUAUUGAAAUACUGUUUAAUUUUGGAGUACAUCCGUUCCAUCAUACAGCUCAGCUCAGUACAUACAGUAGAUUUGGGUGUAGUGCACUUGUUCAAACAAACUUUUCCUCUUUGCCGUUUCUCCACCUUAAAUCGCCUGUAAAAUCUUUCUUCUCAGUUUAGCACUUUAUAGCAGAGCAUUAACUGAAAUUCAGGGUUGUGUUGCAUGUGUUCAGGUAUUUAAAUGUACUUGAUAUGAAAUUAUGCAUUUUAACAGGUUAUAAUUGUGUUAUAUCGAAGCCAUGCACUCGAGCAAUGAAUCUGAAUCAGGGAUGUCAGAGACCAACGCAAGAGCUCCAUGAAGUCUGGGUAGAGUGCAAGUUAGCUCAGAUUUUCCACUAGACAAGACUAACGAUCCACAUCUAUUUUAAUAAAUGUCACUGCAUUAGCAAUAGCAUUUCCUGUAUCUGCAGUGGAACAUCCUUCAUAAUUGUAGACAAUAUCAAGUACACAGCCUUGAAAGGGUUUUUGGAAAAAGCCUGCAUUCUGUUCUGUAAAUAAACAUGAUUUGAAAAUAAAACGUGACUUUAAACAACCAAUGGAGACUUUUCUUGUCCACAAAUCAACACCAGCUGUCGGAAUGCGUAACCUGUGCUGCUCAAACAUGCUGCCAAACUCAACAUGGCGUGCAGAUCACAAUAAUAAAGAAAGGCAAAGUGUCUUUCGCAUUUAAUGAACUCAAACAGAGCCGUUCUGUCUUUUUAUAAACAAUGUUUAUUUUCAAGUACUUUAACAUUUCAUAAUUAGCCAAAUUUCCCCACCAGAGUACAGACUACCAGCUCAGCCAAAGCCCUGUUGAAGUGAACGUGUUUACAGAAAUCAAAUACAAAAAAAAAAAAAAAAAAAAGACAAGAGAAAA
Messenger RNA from Pangasianodon hypophthalmus (striped catfish), 4366 nucleotides. It is a transcript of the gene snpha, whose product is annotated as syntaphilin. The transcript is spliced from 5 exons. Lineage: Eukaryota; Metazoa; Chordata; Actinopteri; Siluriformes; Pangasiidae. The coding region runs from base 314 to 1981 and encodes 555 amino acids. Gene Ontology annotation, cellular component: cytoplasmic microtubule; mitochondrion. The record is from RefSeq and is a predicted model, not a curated record. Gene Ontology annotation, biological process: neuron differentiation.